AUGGCGGAUCAACUGAAAGCUACGUUUGUCCGCAAAAAUGAGCAGAACCAAGCUGCGUUUGUCGCGUUUGUAACGGCAGGUUACCCUAGCCGUGCUGAUACGGUGGAUGUACUCCUUGCUUUGGAGCAGGGCGGCGCUGAUGUGAUCGAGCUGGGUGUGCCUUUCUCGGACCCGCAAGCGGACGGCCCAGCGAUCCAGGAGAGCAACAAGGUGGCGCUCGAGCAGGGUAUUGACUACGCGCAGUGCCUCACAUACAUCAAGGAAGCUCGGGCUAAGGGCUUGAGUGUUCCUGUGGUCCUUAUGGGGUACUACAACCCGCUGCUGGCGUAUGGUGAGGCGAAAGCGGUGCAUGAUGCGCGUGAGGCUGGUGCCAAUGGCUUUAUUGUUGUUGACCUGCCGCCUGAAGAGGCUGGUGACUUCCUCAGUGCCUGCCGUAAGGACAAGAUGGCGUUUGUGCCGCUUGUGGCGCCGACUACGGAUGCGGCGCGUGUGCGCUACCUCUCGACGUUGGCCGAUGCAUUUAUCUACGUGGUGUCGAAGCUCGGUACGACGGGCGCGGCUGAUAGUGUGUCGAGCUCGCUGGGCGACUUUUUGAAGAUGAUCCGCUCGGCUACCGAUGCGCCUCUUGCGGUGGGCUUUGGCGUGUCUACGCGUGAGCAUUUCGUGGAAGUCGGUGCCCUUUCGGAGGGUGUGGUCAUUGGUAGCAAGCUGAUCCAGUGCCUCAAGGAGGCGCCUGAGACAACCAAGGCGCGUGCGGAUGCUGCGCGUGCGUUCUGUGAGUCAAUUACGGCGCACAGUGAGGGUGGUUUGUCGCGCAGCCAGGCCUUGCCUGUGCCUGCGUCGACAGAGAACAAGCCUGUGGUGCCUAGUGAAAUUGCUGACGCUGCGCGUUUCGGCGCGUUUGGUGGCCAGUACAUUCCGGAGGCAUUGAUGCAGUGCCACCGUGAGUUGGAGCAGGCGUACAACCAAGUGCGCAACGAUCCUUCGUUCUGGAAGGAGUUCCACGAGCAGUUCAACUACAUUGGCCGCCCGAGUGAGCUGUACUUGGCGGAGCGCCUCACGGAAUUUGCUGGCGGUGCGAAGAUCUGGCUGAAGCGGGAGGACUUGAACCAUACCGGCAGCCACAAAAUCAACAAUGCGAUCGGUCAGAUCCUGCUGGCGAAGCGCCUCGGCAAGACGCGCAUUAUUGCUGAGACAGGUGCAGGUCAACAUGGUGUGGCUACAGCGACGGCGUGUGCCAAGUUUGGUAUGGAGUGUGUGAUCUACAUGGGCGCGGAGGAUGUGCGUCGUCAAUCGCUGAAUGCGUUCCGUAUCCGCAUGCUUGGCGCGAAGUUGAUUGCCGUGGAGAGUGGCAGCAAGACGCUGAAAGAUGCGAUCAACGAAGCGAACCGUGACUGGGUGACCAACAUCCACAACACGCACUACCUGGUCGGCUCGGCGAUUGGCCCGCAUCCGUUCCCGACGUUGGUGCGUGACCUGCAGUCGGUGAUUGGCCGUGAGACGAAGGAGCAGUUGCAGAAGCAGGCUGGCUGCCUGCCCGAUGCGGUCGUGGCAUGCGUCGGCGGUGGCAGCAAUGCGAUCGGUAUGUUUGCGCCGUUUGUCGACGACAAGUCGGUGCGUCUGAUUGGUGUGGAAGCAGGUGGUCAUGGCCUCAACACGGAGAGCCACUCUGCGACGCUCUCGCGCGGUCACCCUGGCGUGCUGCAUGGUGUGCGUACCUACUUGCUACAGGACAAGGAUGGCCAGGUCAAGGAGACGCACUCGAUCAGUGCCGGUUUGGACUACCCGGGUGUGGGUCCGGAGCAUGCGUACCUGAAAGACUGCGGCCGGGCUGAGUACAUGGUCGCGACAGAUGCGCAGGCGCUCACCGGCUUCAAGUGGCUUACAUCGAAGGAGGGUAUCAUUCCAGCCCUGGAAUCAAGUCAUGCGAUUUACCAAGCUGUGGAGCUGGCCAAGACGAUGCACCCGGAUCAGCACGUGGUCAUCAAUCUCAGUGGCCGUGGUGAUAAGGACGUGGAGCAAAUUGCGCAGGGCCUCGCAGAAAAGGGCUGGGGCAAAGAGCUUGACUGGACGCUCCCGCCGUUGGUGUUCAAGUAG
Molecule: messenger RNA, 2097 nt
Organism: Malassezia pachydermatis
Lineage: Eukaryota; Fungi; Basidiomycota; Malasseziomycetes; Malasseziales; Malasseziaceae
Product: bifunctional tryptophan synthase trp1
Exons: 2
Coding region: 1-2097 (698 amino acids)
Biological process (GO): L-tryptophan biosynthetic process
Cellular component (GO): cytoplasm
Molecular function (GO): tryptophan synthase activity
Source: RefSeq, a predicted model, not a curated record